AUGGAGACUUCAACUGCACCGCCGCCGGUAGCCAAAGAUGCACACAGGAAAGGAAUGGACCUACCCAGCUGGCAUAAAUAUGUUAUCCUCUUUACCGUCAGCUUUAUGUGUCUGGCCGCCACAUUCUCCAGCACAUGUCUAUACCCAGCAACGCCAGAGAUAGCAGCCGAGUUCGGGACCACACCCGAACACAUCAAUGUCACCAAUGCUGGAGUACUGCUAGCUAUGGGAUCGUCUAGUUUUAUCUGGGCACCUAUUGCUAGGACUUUAGGACGGAGAACGGCAUACAAUGGUGCCAUUGCUGUCUUGUUCUUGUGUUCGAUCGGUACGGCAUUGUCGAUCAACAUGGCUAUGUUUACUGUUAUGAGAGUCCUUGCUGGGUUUCAAGGUACUUUUAAUAUGGUAGCUGGUCAGACUAUCAUCGCCGAUAUCUUCGACCAACGAAGAAGAGGCACUGCAGUCGGCUUCUUCAUGGUAGGCUCAGUCCUUGGACCUGCGUUAGGUCCCUUGGUGGGAGGCAUCAUUGUGACCUAUACCUCCUGGAGAGUCAUCUUUUGGGUACAGACGGCCAUGGUGGGAGCAGGCUUGUUGUUGUCCUUCUUCUUUGUGCCUUCGAUUGCUCAGCCGCAUCAGACUACUGAAAAGCCUAGUUUCAGGCUUUGGGGAAAGUCGCAGGUUGAGAUGCUGAAGGUGUUCACAUUGCUGGUAUAUCCUAAUGUGUUCUUUGCGGAUCUUGCUUGCGGUCUACUCGCAUGGACCCAAUACUCCCUUUUAGCCGCACCUCGCCAUUUGAUCAACCCUCGCUUCAACCUGACCUCACCUCUGGUCAGCGGUCUCUUCUACAUAUCACCUGGCGCAGGAUUCCUCCUCGGUGCCAUAGCAGGUGGUCGCUUCUCCGACAUGACCAUGGCCAAAAAGAUCAUCGAAAGAGGUGGUAAACGAGUACCUCAAGACAGACUCAACAGUGGUCUCUUCGCCUUCUUCCUCAUCAUACCUUCUUCGCAGUUGAUCUAUGGAUGGUGCUUGCAAUAUGAUGUCGGUGGCUUGGCUCUGGCUAUCGUGGCUGCCUUUUUCACCGGAUUCGGGCUCAUGGCUGCGUUUAGUUCGUUAAACACUUAUUGUGCUGAAGCAAUACCCGAGCAGCGCACUGCAGUCAUUGCGUCCAAAUACUUUAUCCAGUAUAUUUUUGGUGCGUCUGGCAAUGCGGCAAUUGUGCCGUUGAUUGAUUCGAUUGGGAUUGGGUUGGCUGCUACGAUAGGCGUUGUUCUGUGUAUUUGUGGUGGUGUCUUGGUUUGGAUGCUUGCGAAACAUGGAGCUGCGAUGCAGGCUUUUGUUGAUGCAAAGUUGGGUCAUUUGGAUACGGAUGAUGAAAAGUGA
Messenger RNA from Aureobasidium namibiae CBS 147.97, 1377 nucleotides. Its product is annotated as MFS general substrate transporter. The coding region runs from base 1 to 1377 and encodes 458 amino acids. The record is from RefSeq and is a predicted model, not a curated record. The transcript is spliced from 4 exons. Gene Ontology annotation, biological process: transmembrane transport. Gene Ontology annotation, molecular function: transmembrane transporter activity. Lineage: Eukaryota; Fungi; Ascomycota; Dothideomycetes; Dothideales; Saccotheciaceae.